Cooperia oncophora is the source of this 648-nucleotide messenger RNA. NCBI's taxonomy places the organism in Eukaryota, Metazoa, Nematoda, Chromadorea, Rhabditida, Trichostrongylidae. The record is from the annotation of a GenBank genome assembly.
AUGGAGCGGCUAUAUCAAGAGACAUCAAGUUUACUGCAGCAGGCUCAUUUCAGCAUGGGUCGACUUGAACGGGCAAAAGAUGAACAAGAAGCGCAGCAAAUUUCACAGUAUAUUACUGAACAGUUACGGGUUAUUGACCAAAACUGUGAGCAGCUCGUCAUUCUUGUAAAUAAAGAAGCUCCUGCUCGGCGCCAUAUAGUUCGAAUCAAGGUUGAUCAGUUGAAAAACGAUAGUCAGAAUGUUCAUUACGCAAUUUCGGCAAUGUUUUCAAGGCUAACUGCCAAAUGGCGUGCAGCUAGUGAACGUGAGGAACUACUCCAUCAAAGCAGAUUCCGUCCGAAUGAAUCAACCACAUUGUCGUUGGAAGAUCAUGAGCUGCAGAUGAACGAUCGUCUGAGCUCUUCUAACCGGCAGGUCGAUGAUUUGAUUAGUCAAGGAGUCGCUGUUCUUGAAAGCCUUCGUUCUCAACACAUGAAUCUUCGCGGUGUUCGACGAAAAAUACUGGACAUCGGAGCUGCUUUAGGAUUAUCCAACACAACGCUACAAAUGAUCGACCGUCGGGUGCGAGAGGACUGGCUAAUAUUUCUUGUGGGAUGUGUGGUUACACUAAUCUUCAUGUAUGCAUUUUAUCGAUUCUGGAAAGGAUAA